This is a messenger RNA of Aureobasidium subglaciale EXF-2481, 867 nucleotides long. RefSeq lists its product as uncharacterized. Lineage: Eukaryota; Fungi; Ascomycota; Dothideomycetes; Dothideales; Saccotheciaceae. The transcript is spliced from 2 exons. The record is from RefSeq and is a predicted model, not a curated record. Gene Ontology annotation, cellular component: nucleus; cytoplasm. The coding region runs from base 136 to 867 and encodes 243 amino acids.
CGUGGAUUUUACUGUAGGCUAUGAUACACAUAGUGAUAUCCUUGACCGUCGGUUUCCCUGUUACUGUUUCUCCUGGAGCUCUGUCAUCAUCUUUGUGUCUCGUUGCAACUGGCUCGGUCGCACAGCUGUUUCUCCAUGCAGUUAAAAGACUUGGAGCCAAGACCGCAUCGCUCAGAGAAGAGAUACGACGUGGUCUAUCAGCCACAAACCCAUCUGAGAACCAUAACAUUCCACUUCGCAAACGCGCCUUUCAUACUUCCGCGCAGCGCACUGCCAUCAUUCGACCUUGACGGCGCUACGGAACAAGACGCAUCAAAUGAAGUGGAUGCAUACACUUGGUGGCAGUUGACUGGCGAAACUCCGCCAUAUACCUAUGAGGGAUUCCAGGAUUAUGCAUUAGCUUAUAUUGCUAAUGCAAUUCGUGCGGAUGGUCCUUUCGAUGGCAUCGUGGGCUUUAGCCAAGGUGCUGCACUUGCUGUAAUGGUCGCUUCUCUACUCGAGCCCGGUCGUAGAGAAGUGUUCAAGCAGGCGAAAGCUACCGGCGGAAUGCGCUAUCCUUCAGCUUUCCAUGGCGACUACACUGCUGGCCAGCCACCUCUCAAGUUCGUCAUCCCGAUCAGUGGAUUUGCAAAUCUGGAGAAUCCACUGUACAAAGCUUUCUACCACCCGAAAAUCAGAACUCCAUCUUUGCAUAUUCUGGGAAGGACGGAUGAGUUCAUCAAACCGGAGAUGAGCCGGAAUCUAAUCAACUGCUUCGAUGAUCCAGAGGUUCUGUUCCAUUCUGGUGGUCAUCGCGUGCCUCAGAUCGAUGACCUGGAGCGCGCAGAUGGACUAUCUAAAUUCUUGAGAGGCAUUUCAAACCAAUGA